Molecule: messenger RNA, 6665 nt
Organism: Zeugodacus cucurbitae (melon fly)
Lineage: Eukaryota; Metazoa; Arthropoda; Insecta; Diptera; Tephritidae
Gene: drpr
Product: protein draper
Exons: 13
Coding region: 865-4155 (1096 amino acids)
Molecular function (GO): protein binding; scavenger receptor activity
Source: RefSeq, a predicted model, not a curated record
AAAUGCAAAUAAUUUAUUUAAUUUCAAUUUGAGUGCGCGAAGUAACACAACUAUACUUGUAAUUGUGCGAAAACAACGAUAAAAUAAAUACAAAAGAUUGGUAAAUUCCGUUGCCCAAAUUAAUCAUUAAUUAAUUGCGUAUUGAGCAGUGAUUGUGGCUUCAUGUUAAUAUACAUAGUUACUAAUAGCUAAAAUGUGUUGUGAAAAAAUAUGUAUAGUUAUAAUACGAUUUAAUUGAAUUGGUUUGUGUUUAUUCCUUUUUUCUGGUUGGAAUUCUAUAAAAGAAAUAAAAAACUAUUGUAAACCGGUUUAGUGUCUGUUGCAUCGUCUUAUUUGCUUUUUUAACCGCAGAAGAAAUCUGCGUUGAUGCUGUAAUGUAUAAAAAUAAUGCGAAAUUACUAAUAGUUCAAUAAAAAGAUUGGUGAAAAGUGGUUAAAAGUUACAAAGAGAAAGCAGAAAAAAAAGAAGAAAAAGUUUAAUACAAAUUACAAAAGAUAUUUUUAUAUAAACAAUUAAAGCAGUGCUAAGUGUAUUCAAUAUUUUGCACAAUAAUUUCUUGUGCUAUGCAGUGACGUUGCAUGCUUGGCCUGUGUCUGCGUGCUUGUGUGUGUGCCGGACGACUCAUUGAAUCAUCAACGCGUUUCUAAAGCCAGAUAAAAGCCACAACUAUGCAGCAAAUAAUUUAAUCAUCGAGAGCAAUUGCGACUUUAUCACUGCACUGCUAAUUUAAUAUACAUACAUACAUACAUAUGUACGCGUACGCGUAUAUGGUAUACAUAUAAUAUUUAUUUAGCAUCAGUCAGUCUACUUUACGUAUUCUCUAACAAAACAUUGGCGGCGCAUCCGCUAAACACUCAAAGCAAAAUGUCAGCAGCAGCAGUAACUUAUUGCAAAUUAUUCACGCAACUCGCCAUAGUUUUGUGCAUAAUCAACGCGGUCUAUUCAAUUGAUUUGCUAGUCAGUCUAACUGAUGGGCUGGAUGGACCUAAUGUCUGUAAGAAACGUGAAAAUUAUCCCGUCGAAGUGACAACCACCGAAUUGCAGUCAUAUCAGGAGCGUCAAACAGUUUGGUGUCUAAGUGUGCCACCGCGUUGCUCCUCGUAUCAAAUAAAACAUCGUACUGUUAAUAAAACGCGUACGCUUAUGAAAACGCGCAUUGUGCGCGCCUGUUGUGAUGGUUACACCGAAAAUCCGGAUGGCGAUGGCUGUAUUCCGAAGUGUUCUCAAAACUGCGAACAUGGCAAAUGCAUUGCGCCGGAGAAGUGCAAAUGCGAAAAGGGCUGGGGUGGUGAUACGUGCGAUUUGAAUUGUCCAGCGGGUUACUGGGGACGUGAUUGCAGCAAGCAGUGCGAUUGCUUGAAUAAUGCCACCUGUGACCCGGCCAGCGGGGAAUGCGAGUGCGCCAAAGGAUAUCAGGGUGAGAAGUGUGGCGACACAUGUUCGCCGGAUCAUUACGGUGCCAAGUGUAUGGAGGAGUGUCGCUGUGAGAAUGGCGGCAGCUGCCAUCACAUCUCGGGCGAAUGCAGUUGUGCGCCCGGUUAUACGGGGCCAUUAUGUGAGAGUUUAUGCCCCGACGGCAAACAUGGCGUGCAGUGCAAGCAGGAUUGUCGCUGUCAGAAUGACGGCACAUGCGACCCGCGCAGUGGCGCUUGUCUGUGUCCACCCGGCUGGACGGGUGACGUCUGCGCCAACAAAUGUCCGGUUGGCUUCUUCGGCGUACAAUGCAAGGAGCAAUGCGAAUGCUUCAAAGGUGGACCAUGUCAUCAUAUCACCGGCCAAUGUGAAUGUCCGCCCGGCUAUUUGGGUGAGCUCUGCUACGAUGAGUGUCCACUGAACACCUACGGCUUGAACUGUACGGAGAAGUGCAAGUGUCAGAAUGAUGCCAGCUGCGACAAGGCGACCGGCGCUUGUCAGUGCGCGCCCGGCUGGAAAGGCGAUGACUGCAGCGAACGCAUCUGCACGUUCGACAAGUACGGCGACGAUUGUAAUAAGACGUGUGAUUGUGAUGCGCUCAACACGCACUACUGCCACCCGGAGACGGGCAAGUGUUAUUGCCAGAAUGGCUGGAGUGGCGCACAGUGUAAUCGGCCGUGUCCGUUCCUCAAGUACGGUCCGAAUUGUGAAUUGAAUUGUGAGUGUGCGAAUUCGGCGCGUUGUUCGCCGAUAAAUGGCACGUGUAUAUGCGCGCCGGGCUAUCAAGGUGAGCGCUGUGAUGAGCGCUGUCCGGAGGGACGUUAUGGACAGGAUUGCGCACAGAAAUGCGAUUGUCAGAAUGGCGCGGUUUGCUCACAUGAGACUGGUCAAUGCAGCUGCACCGCCGGUUGGCGUAACAUCAAAUGCGAUCGGCCGUGCGAUCUGAAUUACUAUGGUGAAAAUUGCAAAUUCAAGUGUAAAUGCUACAAUAAUGCCGGUUGUAAUCCACAAAAUGGCACAUGCGCAUGCGCGCCCGGCUGGAUGGGUGAGAAGUGCGAUCAGAAGUGUGAUCCGUUCACCUUUGGACUCGGCUGUGAGUUGCAAUGUGAAUGUGACGCGAAUAAUACGAUCGCCUGUGAUUCUGCGACCGGGAAGUGUAUCUGCAAGCAGGGUUGGGGAGGUGUACAUUGCGAGACAAAUUGCCCAGCUGGCUAUUAUGGUGAGAAUUGUGAUCAAGUUUGCAGAUGCCUGAACAACUCUUCCUGCGAUCCCGAUACUGGACAUUGUAUUUGUGCUGCUGGCUGGACUGGCGUUGACUGUUCGGAGCCGUGUUCGCAAGGCUUCUUCGGCGUUGGCUGCAAGGAACGUUGCCCCGAUUCGGCGCAAAAUAAUACCAGCUGCGAUCACAUUACUGGCGAGAUUGUCUGUCGUCCCGGCUACAUUGGUUUGACCUGCAAGCAUCCCUGUCCGAACGGUUACUAUGGUCCUGGCUGCAAGAAUAAAUGUCAUUGUGAAAAUGGCGGCGAGUGCAAUCAUAUCUCCGGUCAGUGCUUGUGCUUACCGGGUUGGACGGGCGCCAAUUGUAACAUCUCUUGUCCGGAUGAAUAUUAUGGUCCGAAUUGUGCGCAACACUGUCGUUGCCAAAAUGGUGGCACCUGUCGCAAGAAUGAUGGUUUCUGUGUUUGUCCAGCCGGCUGGAUGGGUACACGUUGUGAAGAAGUCUGUCCCGAAGGUUUCUACGGCAAACACUGCAUCACUCAAUGCGAAUGCCCCUCACAGAACUUCGUCUGCCACAUUGCUGUCGGUUGUGUUUGCCGCAAGGGUUACACCGGUGACAAUUGUGAUAGACUACUGGCAGAGGAACGCAUACAAGAGGCGGAUACGGGCUCCAAUCGUGCAGCCGUCGUUUGGGGUACAUUCAUAUUCCUCAUAUUGUGCGGCAUUAUUGUGGCACUCGUCUUCUACUAUCGCCGACGCGUCUCCAAUUUGAAAACUGAAAUACAACAUGUGCAGUAUAUAAGCGAUCCCAGUCAGAGUUGGGCAGAUCGCCAUAAUUUCGAUAAUCCCGUUUAUGGUUUUCCAGAGCAACAACAACAACGUUUACUCAACAAUAUGCGUCCGAACAAUUUGGGGCGUAGUGAUCUCUACACGGAUAACUCAAAUGCCAGCACUGGUUCUGCUUCGUAUUCUGUCAACUUCACGCAUGACAUGUUCACCAAGAAUUUAAAUGCUGAUCUCACCAAUCCGAAUGUUUACAAUCCGUAUGAAGAUCCCUUGAAGGUGGAGCAUGUCUACGAUGAAAUUAAGCAGAAAGAGGGUUACAAUAAUCCCGUCAAAGUCUAUUGCAAGCAACUAUUUCCUGAGGGUAAGAAAACGAAUUCAAGCCAACAAUAUGUGAUCUGGUAUGAGUACGAUCACUUGGACUACUCGCGACCGAGCACAUCGCAAAAGCCGCAUUAUCAUCGCAUGAACGACACAACGCUCAAUAUAAACCGUGACGAAGAGAAGCCGAGCAACUUGAAGGCGAUGAAUCAACUGUUGGAGAAACCAACCGCCGCCGCUAAUGGCAAAGCGGUAACAGCAUUCGAGGAGGCGCACGAAGAAGAAGCUGAAGCAGCCUCUACGUCCCUAGCAGCACUUACUAAGCAAUUUACCGCAAGUGCUGAAGACACGACAAGUGAUAGCAUUUGCGAUAAUGCAUCGACUGCCUCGCCCAGUUCCAAUACAAGUCAAGCGAUAUAAAUGCGUGCUUUAAGAGCAACAUACAUAUAUAUAUUUUUUAAUUGCUUUAAUAAUUUUGUGUAAAUGCGUUCAAUUAUAUUUUCUAAGAAGUUUUGUAGAGAUAUGCAAUUUAUGCAGCGUGAAAGCAAUAUUUGUAUAUGCAAAAGCUAGAAGUAACUUUUGUUAAAUUUUUUUUUAAAUUUUUUAUUUGUUUAGCGCUUUUGUUGUUAUUUUAAUAACAAAUAGUCUCUUUUGCCAAUUUUUAGAGUUCACGCUUAGAAUGUGCAAGUUUCGCGCUCUCAUAUUUAUAUGCUUUUGUAAGCAGCACCAAUCGCUUUCUCAAGCGCAGGUGUGAAUUAUAUAGCAUAUCAUACAUAUUUAUAUAUAUGUAUUGUAGAUAUAUUUUUUUUAAUUUGCAUAUAAUUUAUUCACUUAUAAAUUUAUGUAUUUGGAACUGCUCAGCAUAAUUGUACACCUACACUAUAUUUGUAUAUUUCUACGCUCGAAUAAUUUGUAUAUUUUUUAUAGCUUUUAUUUAUAAUAUAAAAUCAUUAAAAGCAGCGUGCGAAAAAUUUAAAAUUUAUAUAUUUUUUAUUAUUAUAUUUUUUUUUUAAUUUUUUUUGUAAUUAUUUUUUUAUAUUUUUUUUAUAAUUUUUUUUUUAUUUUUUUAUCGUUUCUAAUUAUUUUAUUUUAAUUUCAUUUUUUUAUAUUAUUAUAUUUUUCCGAUUUGCUCAUUCUAUAUAAUGCACUAAUUCUUAGUAAUUAAAUUUAUUAUUAUAAUUUUAAUUUAGGAAAAACAGACUUAUGCAUGUUUCAAAGUAAAGGCGUGUUUUAGCUCACUUCGAUAUAUUUUGUGUGUUUGAUAUUAUCUAUAGUAAAUAGUGAUACUGUGUUUUUUUAUACAAUAUAAAGAGAUACAUAUAUAUUUAGUAUAUAAAUGCCCAAAAAAAAUUAUGAAUUCUACACUAAAAUAAUUGCAAUUAAUUUCUUAAAGAAAACGUAAAAUCAAGUAAUUAGAAAAGUUAAAAUUUUGGAAAUGAAAAAAUUAAAACCAAAAUUUUAAGAAAAUUAAAAAAAAAUAAAUUUAAAAAAAUUAAAAAAAGUAUAUUUGUUUGCAAAUUAAGAAACAAUUUAUAAUAAAAAUAAAACAAAUAUAGCAGACAUUAAAAACGAAUUAAAAAAUGUAUGCAGCAGCUCAAAUUGUGUUAAUAUUGAAAAUUACAUUCCUAGAACAUAUAUUGCAAAAACUGCAAAAAUUAUUAUUGAAAAUAAUUCAGAAACUAAAAAUAAUGAGUACACAAUUGGGAAAUAUAUUUGAAAUCUUCAAGCACUUAAAUAUAAAAAUCAAAGAAAAUUAAAAAUUUUGUGACUUAAAAAUCUUUAAUAAAAAACAUAAUUUUCAAAAAAAAAAAAACAAAAUUCAAAAUUAGAAUAAAUUAAAAAAAUUCUGAAAUCAGUCAAAAUUAAAUAAAAAAUUAUAUCAGAUUAAUUGUGAGUAAUUUUCAAAAACUGCCUGCUAAAACAAUUCGAAACAAUUUGCUCAAGACACGAGACACAAUAAUUAUAAAUAUUAAUAUAAUAUUAUAUCAUAUAUAUAAAUGUGUGUUGUUUAAUACCGUGUUAUCAGUUAUAUAACGAGUACCUCUUCCCAAAAAAUAAAAAAAAAGUAUAACAAAUUAUAUAGUGUAAGGUUUACAUACAAUUUUGGAAAGAAAAAUUAAAUGCGCAUAUCCGCCAUAUGUAAACAAUAUAUACAAGAAAGCAUACAUAUACAAAUACAUAUAUACAUUAAUGAGUGAGAAGCAGCAAUAAACAAAACUAGAAUUUCAACAAUUUUCGAAAAAAAAUUUAGACAAAAAAAAUUCAAAUUUUAAUAAAAUAAAAAAAAAUUGCAAAAAAAAAAUAUUUCAAAAUUUUAAUUAACUAAAAUCGACAAGAAUUGAUUAAAAAAUAAAUAAAUUAAAAUAUAAUAAAAUUCAAAAUUAAUUGAAAAGCAACAAAAACGAACAAAUCGAAUAUUAAACAACAAUUAUUCGGAUCAAAACAAAUCAUAAAACCCAUGCAAUCAAUUAGUAGAUUACUAAAAAAUGUUGUUAAAAUUUCAAAGUUAACGUGUGAAGUAAAAAAUAUAUAUAUUUUAUUAAUAUUAAAAUUUAUAGAACCCAUACAUAUAUAAAGCAUUUCAAAAAUAUUUUAAUAUUUGAAAAAAAAAAUACGGGCAAUAAUUUGUAAAAAUUUUAAACCCUUUAGUAUAAGAUUUACAAAGUAAAAAUGAAAUCAUAAUUAUUAUCAUGCGCCAAAUUUUAAAAUAAUCAUAUAUUUAGUGUUUUUUAAGUAAGUUAUAUACUUCUACAUAUAAAGAAUUAAGCUAUUUCAUAGCAAUAAAUAUAAUUUAGAAAAAAAAAACAAAAUACAUUCGAGUGAGAGCAAUAAGAGAAUGCAAAGCAUAUUAAGUAAUUUACGAUUUGUAAGAAGCAGAAGUUGAAAGUUAAACUUGCAAACAGCACUUUGGUGUGCAUUUUAAACAACAU